Messenger RNA from Salvia splendens (bonfire salvia), 2221 nucleotides. RefSeq lists its product as uncharacterized. Gene Ontology annotation, biological process: proteolysis. Gene Ontology annotation, molecular function: ATP-dependent peptidase activity; ATP binding; metalloendopeptidase activity. NCBI's taxonomy places the organism in Eukaryota, Viridiplantae, Streptophyta, Magnoliopsida, Lamiales, Lamiaceae. The transcript has 5 exons. The record is from RefSeq and is a predicted model, not a curated record. Bases 1600 to 2049 code for a protein of 149 amino acids.
AGUACAAAAAUAGAAAAAACCCAAAAAAACAACUACUUCAUUUUUCCCAUUUGAUUCCAUUUAUUUUAGCCACAGGGAAAAGGGUAAGAGGCUGAAACGGUAUCGUUUGCGGCCGCUAUAUGAACCUCCACCGCGCUGUAGUUUUUACCUACGUAAUCGAUGGAGGUGCAUAUUUUGACGGUGAAAGUGGUUUCAAUUUCAUCAACGAAGGAAGGACAGGCGGCGAUACGGCGUCGCAGAGCGUUGGUGAGGUUGGACAGAGAAUCGGGACAAGGGGAAUUGCAAGCCGGCGUUAUCUCUCAUGAAGCACUUCAAAGCUCAUCCUGCCGGCUUCAUCCGGGGCUUCGGUGCCGCCGCUGCCCCAAAGAUUUCAAUAUUUUAGGUCUCUGGAAGAGUUUCUUCUUCUGGGUUAGCUGGGAGGAGCGAACAAUCAUAUCUGCAGUUAGUAAUUGAUGCAAUCCUUCAAUCCCUGAAGCAUAGUCUAGAGUUUCAAUUGGAGGAGGAAGAAGCAGAAGUACGUCGUUAUCUUCUUUUUUCUAGUGCGCAUUGUCUCGGUAGUGCUUACAAAUCAUAUGCAACAUUUGUAGGAAUUUUUAAAACUAGAAACUUUACUAUGAAAAUGGAAAACAAAUUCUACCAAUGGUACUUGCCUGCUUUUAUACAUGCUAUAUGGAUUAUUUUCUUCAGAGUUUCUUUGUUCUCAAGUAACUUGGGAGGUGGUAUCGAUGAAAGUAUGGAGCCACAUCUAAAGUAUCUUCCUGGUCCUAAACUUAGAUUAUUGUUAAUAUGAGUUUUUCAGUUACAAAUUGAGGUUUAAUUUUCAGUGUUGAAAAGCAAGUACUGGAUUUUUGUUAAUUUAGUAGUAAUUGUAGAACUUGAGUUGUUAUUUUAUGCCAAUAUUUUCACUCACAAGCUAAACAUACACAUGUUCCCUUUAUCCAUGCAACUUUAACUUGCUACAAUGUCUAUCAUGAUUACCAUCGAUGAUUUCUACAUGCAUACUGGUAUUGAAGCUAAAAUAGCCGAAAAAGGUUGUUUUAAGACUCUUUAUGUCAUUGAAUAGCCUUAUUUUUUUUGCUAAGUUGCGCUUUAAAUCUUGCCAAAAGAUAUUAGAAAAAUUACUGAUGCAGAAAGUUAUGAAUCUAUAUAUGAAGAUCGCCUGAUGUGUUUGCAAGUAAGUACAAAAUCAAUUAUGUUCUAUCCAUAACCAAUGCCAUAAGUACAAUAUAAUCGACUUUAUACUGAGUUUUACAUUGCUGGAUGUAGAUGUUUUCUUGUCUUGUUUUUUGGGUUAUCUGCAGUUAUUUACUGCAGUGAGUGAUUCUUACUGGCAUAGCAAUAUAGUUAUUAAGUCUGUUUAUUGCUUAAACUUUUCAGGUCAAGACACUCUAAGAUAUAAAUAGUGACUUAUUAUGCAUCAAGAUCAUUAAUUUCCUUGAUAUAAGUUGUAUAUUAAGUUUUUUAUAUUAAGGUUAGCAUACUUAUCAACAAUAACAAUCUUAGUUAAACCAGUGACUUGUAAUGAGGAUCUUCUUCGAUAUUCUUCAGCAAUAGUAUAAUGUUUUUCAGCAUGAAGCUGGUCACUUUCUAGUUGGCUAUAUGCUCGGGGUCUUGCCUAGACGAUACAAAGUACCGAGCAUGGAGGAUCUAUUGCUGGACAAGUUUGCUUGUGGGAAGGUGGAAUUUAUUGGCUUUGAAUUUCUUAGGGAAGUUGGCAUUGGUCCCAUGUCAAAUAGAACCUUCUCCAAAGGGAAGCUUAAUAAAGAGGUUGUCAAAGUUUUUUCAUGUGUGAUACUUGGUGGCAUGGCAGCAGAACACCUGCUAUUUGGAUACUCGGAGUUACUGCACUCAGAUGUUGAGAAGCUGCAAGCCAGUUUGCCAGAGGUUGAUUUUGCGCAUAGGCAGGCUGCAGAAGCUACGGUCUUCAUAUUAUCUUCUCAAAUGGAAGCUCUAUCUAGGGUAGUAGCUGAGGCCAUGGCUUUGGGUGGAUCAGUUGGUUUUUGCAUUGAGACCAUUGAGCAUACGUUAAGCCUGAACAAUAAGCUGUGAAACUUGGAAUGUUUUCAGCUAGCAUCCUUUCCACAUCAAGACUUACACGUAAAUAGACACUAAUAAUAAGCAGUUUUCGCUGAUGCGUAUAAUCUGUUCCUUUUUUAGUUUUAUGUCAUUGGAUUUUAUGUGCAGAAUUUUAGUAAAAUCUUUUCACCAUCACCCCAUACAA